This is a messenger RNA of Pistacia vera, 1097 nucleotides long. Its product is annotated as arogenate dehydrogenase 1, chloroplastic-like. Gene Ontology annotation, molecular function: arogenate dehydrogenase (NADP+) activity; NAD+ binding; prephenate dehydrogenase (NADP+) activity. Bases 114 to 935 code for a protein of 273 amino acids. NCBI's taxonomy places the organism in Eukaryota, Viridiplantae, Streptophyta, Magnoliopsida, Sapindales, Anacardiaceae. The record is from RefSeq and is a predicted model, not a curated record. The transcript has 7 exons. Gene Ontology annotation, biological process: L-tyrosine biosynthetic process.
UUUAUACGAAAACAUGUCAGCCCUACUUAAGCACGGCUCUUCUUUGUAAGCAUCCUUAAAGGGCAAAAAUAAAAAACACAGUCCCUCUCUCUCUCACUUUGUGUCUUGCAAAAAUGUCUGUUUCAACUUCUUCUUCUUCCUCCUCAAGAACUCAAAAGAUUGGCAUAGUAGGCUUUGGCACCUUCGGCCAGUUCCUGGCGAAGACCAUGAUCAAACAAGGCCAUAUUUUGCAGGCAACUUCUCGUACUGAUCACUCUCAGCUCUGUGAUCAGUUGGGUAUCUCAUUUUUCAGGGACAUGCGUGCAUUUGUUGAAGCUGAUAACGAUGUCAUAUUGAUAUGCACAUCGAUUCUAUCUCUAUCCGAGAUCCUCAAGUCACUGCCGCUCAAUUUCGUAAAACGGCCAACGCUUAUUGCCGAUGUUCUUUCUGUCAAAGAGUACCCAAGAAACGUUCUAUUACAAGUGUUGCCGGAAGAGAUGGAUGUGCUUUGCACUCAUCCCAUGUUUGGUCCAGAGAGUGGGAAAGAUGGGUGGAAAGAUCUCACUUUCGUGUUCGAGAAAGUCAGGAUAAGGGAUGAGGAAACCUGUUCAAGCUUCCUUCAGAUCUUUGAAAGUGAGGGUUGCAAAAUGCUGGAAAUGUCUUGCGAAGAACACGAUAAAGCAGCAGCCAAAAGCCAGUUUCUUACUCACACAAUUGGCAGGGUUUUAUCAGAAAUGGAGAUACAGUCCACACCCAUGAACACAAAGGGGUUUGAGAAACUUCUACAAGUGAAAGAGAGCUCUGUUAAUAAUAGUUUUGAUCUGUUUAGUGGGCUGUUCAUCCAUAACAAGUUUGCCAUGCAAGAGCUGCAGAAUCUAGAAUUUGCCUUAGGAAAAGUCAAAGAGAAGCUGCUAAAGAGAAUGGAGGAGACGAGUCUGAAUGAGCAUAAACUGUGAUGUAAACAAGACUUGUAGACAGUAAUGCACAGAUAAUUUCCAGCUCGCUAAUGAUUUUUAUUUUCUUUUUUUUCUUCAAUGAUGCUCAUGCCCAUGUAAUCCAAAGAUAAAAACACACAGCUGUAUUGAACUCUUGUUUGAUAAUGAUUAUCAAAGGCACUA